AAGUACCAACGCAUGUUGCACCCAAACCCGACCAUCCAACCUUACCAUACUCCAAGGCAUAAGUGACAUACCAUCUGGUAUCUUUCCAUGUUAAAAAGCUAACAGCCUAUACUAAUCAGAAACGAUGUUGUGUUCUUCACACCAGAUAGGUGUUCACGGGAGUAUGCCCACGAGGGAUGAAGUUUAAAAAGUAUGUAUGUUUUAACUUUAUAUAACUUUUUGCAGAGAAUUCUCAUAGCACUGAUAUUGGCUACGACCGCAGCGUGCCAACGAGCAACUGAAAGCGUCGAAGAUGUUGAAAAUGUUAUCACAGAUCCAUCCCAAAAUACCACAACACUCUACCCUGUCUCCAACACAACAGCUAAUUUAACUGUCAAUGAUGACAACCCCCAACCCCAACAGACGGAAAAAUCAAAAAACAGUGAUGUUGCUCUAUGGAAAAUUGAUACGGCAUAUGGCGAAUCUGAUGGUGACAAAAAAGAAGAGAACAGCAAAGAGUCUGGUGAAGCUAACACAACGGUUGCUGCUGGUAAAGAGUUUAAACCCAGCCCACACUUGGGGACCAUCAUAGAGGAGGACAAUUUUUAUGUAACGCCUACAAAAGCAACAUUUGGUGAUUUCAAGCCAUUGAAGAAGCCGCCCACGGGAUUCUUAAGUUUUUCUAAAGAUCAAUUCAAGAGUAAUCUUCACCAUCAAGACCUAUACAGACAACAUAAUGGCUUCCCUUACAAGAUCCAGAGCAGUGGGUUCAACAAAGUUAAAGACAAUUGGCGACCUUUCGACUUGGAAUCAAAGCCUACAGUAGAGGCACCGAUGAAGUUACCCGCUGGUGGGCUGUACCGCUCCCCGGACGCCUUCAAAGAGAAGCCUGCAACGUCAGACGACGACUUCGGCCUCGACUUCAACGACCUUAAAGAAAAUAAGCAUGUCAGGAAACGAAUGAAUCCCUGGAAGAACUUACUGCACCUGGUGACGUCACUAAUCCCGGUGGGACUCAUCGUGUCCGCACUCACGCCCAGCAUCAUCACCGUGCACCCCGCCGACCCCGCCAACCAGUACUCUUCUUUCCGGAGGUCGGAUGCUGGUAUCGACGAGCUGGCGCCUAUCAGUGAGGCGUGCCGACGCCGCCUUCUGUGCGAACUUCAUUCAAACACCAACUACAUGGUCAUCCAGACAGGAAGGCGGAAGGCUCGUCAGUGCUUCAAGAUCCGUUGUGAGGACCCACAAGCUCUCUCCAAGAUGCUGCAAUGGCUCCUGUCCCAGCAUCAAUCCACCGGAAGAGGGCAACACCUUACUUAGCACACUUGAUAACGAUAAAAUUUUAAAAAAAGUUUAUUGAAUUAAAAUAAAAAUUAUAUACGAGUA
Messenger RNA from Chilo suppressalis (striped riceborer), 1365 nucleotides. NCBI's taxonomy places the organism in Eukaryota, Metazoa, Arthropoda, Insecta, Lepidoptera, Crambidae. The record is from the annotation of a GenBank genome assembly.